AUGAGUUUGCGUCAAGCAGCUAUCAGAGCCAGUAGGGCUCGCUUUGCAAGUCAGUUCCCAUGGACAACUUCACCUGCCAUUAUCGGUGCGCCGAUGCGCGUCAUGUCAGGGCCGCAACUCGCUCUGGAAAUCUCAAAAGCCGGAGGACUAGGAUUCAUUGGCCCUGGAGCAAAGCCCGAAGAUACGUCUAAGGACCUAACUACACUCUGGAACGGUGAUCUGAAAUCAGCUGUCGAAGCUGUCCGAGAACACAAACCUUGCGCAGCGUGGCUCUUUGCGCCGCGACGGGGUCAAGAGGAGUUAGACGAAUGGAUGUUUCAGAUACGGGAAGCUUACCCCGACAUCCAAGUUUGGAUUCAAAUUGGUACGGUACAGGAGAGUGUUGAAGUCACAACGAGCAAACACCGCCCCGAUGCGCUAGUGAUUCAAGGAGCUGAAGCAGGCGGUCAUGGCCGAGCCACUGACGGUCUGGGUUUAAUGGCUCUGUUUCCCGAAAUCGAAGACCAGGUUCUAGACUGCAGCAUGUCUUUAUUCGCAGCCGGAGGCAUCGCAGAUGGUCGCGGAGUCGCAGCAGCGCUCUCACUUGGAGCCACCGGUGCAGUGAUGGGCACGCGCUUCCUAGCAGCCACAGAAGCACGCAUAAGCAAAGGAUACCAACAAGAAGUUGUGCGUGCCACAGACGGAUCACGAUGUACUACCAGAACCAUGCUCUACAACCAUCUUCGCGGUACGAUGGGAUGGCCCGAGCAGUACAGCCCGCGUGGAAUCGUGAACCAGAGCUUCCACGAUCACCAAGCUGGUGUUGAUUUUGAGGAGCUCAAGGAGCGGCAUGAUGAAGCUGUCAAGUCUGGCGAUAAGGGCUGGGGACCGGAGGGGAGGUUGGCUACUUAUGCAGGUGCGGCUGUUGGACUUGUACGUGAUGUGCAGGAUGCUGGUGUUAUUGUGAGGCGUGUGCAGAGUGAAGCCAAAGCGAUUAUGGCGGAUCUCGCAAGGGCUGUUAUGUAG
Fusarium graminearum PH-1 is the source of this 1005-nucleotide messenger RNA. RefSeq lists its product as uncharacterized. Gene Ontology annotation, molecular function: nitronate monooxygenase activity. Lineage: Eukaryota; Fungi; Ascomycota; Sordariomycetes; Hypocreales; Nectriaceae. Bases 1 to 1005 code for a protein of 334 amino acids. The record is from RefSeq and is a predicted model, not a curated record. The transcript has 2 exons.